AACUAAUGUCACUGAAAGUUCCACCUGACCUGCGGAGUGCUGCUGAGUUUUUGUGGAAGUACUAUCCUGACCGAGACAAAGACCCCAAUAUCAAGAAGUUCUUCAAAACUUUGGGAAAAGUCUUCAAAGAGUCCGACUCCGAAAGCAGCAAGACAUCAUCCAGUCAUGCAGGGACAGUUAAUGUCCACAAAAUCGUGACAGGAAAAACGUUUGGAGCCGAUGAAGCUCUGCUGAAACAACUGAACUGUAAGGAGCUGCAGGUGGAGAUGACAGACCGGCAGGGAUGUGACAUCAUCAUUCUCUUCUGUCCAAUCAACACUCGUCUUGGCUCAGAUGUGGAGUCGGCCAUGAGUAAGGUGUCAGGUGAAGAACGAGUGAUUCUGAUCCUGAUGCACCACACCAGAGACGUGGACUACUUCACCGCUGCAAAAAGGUGGUCAGAAACCUUUGACAGCGUCGUCUUCGAUGUCAAUGUUCUCUACCACGAGACUGUGCCAGGAUUACUGAAGUGUUCAAAAAACACAGAGGCAAUCAGUGACAUAUGUAAAGAGUUAGUAAAGUACAGUAGCAGUACAAAUGGAAACUUUAUCACCAGAAAUUUACCAAACCUCCACUUUUGGCAACACUGAUUGUGUCUGGUCGGGAGUGGCUUCAGCAGAGAUCAAUAACUAACAAAAAAAGUCUAAAUGAUCACUGUAUUCAUUACUAGUAUAAUGUUUCAUGUAUAUAACGUGUUGUUUAGAGUCACAGAUACCUAAAUUAAACUAUGUCAAUAUGAAAUAAAACUUGACCUGAAAUCCAAGUCUUAUUGGUGAGAAUGUAACUAUCCAUCCAUCCAUCCAUUCUCUAUAUACCGCUUUAUCCUCACUAGGGUCGCGGGGGGUGCUGGAGUCUAUCUCUGCUGACUCGGGAGAAGGAAGGGGACACCCUGGACAGGUCACCAGUCUGUCGCAAGGUUACAUAUACAGACAAACAAUCACACUCACAUUCACACCUACAGACAAUUUAGAGUAAUCAAUUAACCUCAGCAUAUUUUUGGACUGUGGGAGGAAGCCGGAGUACCCGGAGAAAACCCACGCAUGCACAGGAAGAACAUGCAAACUCCAUGCAGAAAGAUCCCAGGCCCAGGCCGGGAUUUGAACUGGGGAUCUUCUUGCUGCAAGGCGAAUUCCACUGUGCAGCCCCGCAGAAUGUAACUAUGAAAUAAAAAAUAAAACUUAUGACUGUACAAGUGUUCUUGUUUAAACUCCUGCUGCUUGAUGUCACUGUUUAACUGUUGUAUAGAUGUGAAGCUGUGGAAGGACUGAUAGAUGGAGUGAUGUAUGUACUGUACUGCAAAGGUGAGAAUGUCUCUGAAAAUAAUGAAUUGCAUUUAUCAAGUAAUAUUUGUAAGCAGUAAGAAAAAAAACAUUGCAGAAUGAUAUCAACAUUAAAAAAACUCGUGAGAAUGGUGUAAUUUGAGAUGGUUCAUUGUGUUUCUAUUACAUAAACCUGUGUUUCAUAUCUAUUCUAUGAAUUACUUUUUUAAAGUGAGCUAGAUUUUUAAUCCAUCACUGCAGUUUUUCCAUAAAUUCACUAUUUUACCUGAAAUACAGUGAUUUUUGUGUGUUGAUCCUC
Acanthochromis polyacanthus (spiny chromis) is the source of this 1617-nucleotide messenger RNA. RefSeq lists its product as uncharacterized. The transcript is spliced from 5 exons. Lineage: Eukaryota; Metazoa; Chordata; Actinopteri; Pomacentridae. The coding region runs from base 6 to 629 and encodes 207 amino acids. The record is from RefSeq and is a predicted model, not a curated record.